CCUGCUUGCGCCCUUCUCCUCUUCUUGUCUCGCAUCGCCUCCCCGCAGCCAAAAACCCUAGCGCACGCACCUUGCCGGUCCGGCCCCGAGACGCAUUCCGGAAACCUCCGGAACGCCGCAAUGGUUUGGUUUCAGUGCGAGGACUGCGGCGAGAACCUCAAGAAGCCCAAGCUUGCCGGCCACUUCCGCUCAUGCUCCGCCUACAAGCUUUCCUGCAUCGACUGCGGCGCAGUCUUCGGCCAGGACACCGUCCAGACGCACACCCAGUGCAUCUCCGAGGCCGAGAAGUAUGGUCCCAAGGGACUGAACAAGCCAUCCAGCAAUGCACAGGGUAAGCCAGACAAGCCAAAGCCAAAUGCCGAUGUUGAUAUCAAUGUUGGGUUGUCGACACGCCCUCCUUGGUUCUGUAGCCUAUGCAAUACAACUACCACCAGCAAGCAAACUCUCUUGGGGCAUGCUGAUGGCAGGAAACAUAGGGCAAAAGCAAAAGCCUUUCAUGCUUCUCAGAAGCAAGAAAAUGGAGCUGAACAAACUCCAAGCGACAAGGAAACUGGUGGAGCACCAACAACAGCAUCUACAGAACUAAAUGACGGGAAGGGUGCUGACGGUGAAAGAGAUGCUGACAAAGAUGUUGUGAAGAGAAAGAGAACAGAUAGCACAACCUCCGAGGAGCCAGAUAAUGCAAAAAGACAAAUUUUAUCGAACUUGAAGACUGGAGAGGCGAUACAAUCUGAAAAUGGAGAAGCGGAACUCAAAACAAAGAGCAAAAGUGCUGCAGAAGAACUGGUCAUUGGUGCCAAUCAUCAAGAUAUUAAGAAGCAGAAAAUCAAGUGGAAGAAAAUUAUUACGAAGAUACUAGAGACGAAUUUGGAUGGAGCUAUGAAGUUAAAGAAGCUACAAAAGCUAGUUAUCAGGGAAGUUUUAGAAUGUGGUCUGUUGAAAGAUAAGGAGCAGCUGCAUGCUCUGUUGAUGGACAAGAUAGCUUCGAGCUCCAGGUUUUCUGUGGAUGGGAAGAACAUUAGAUUGGUGGCCAAGAAUGAAGAAUCAUAGUCCUCAGACAUUUUCUUGUGCUCUAUUUAAGAUGUUACUAAAAUGUCAGGGAAAAUGAUACAGGCAGUAUUAUUUUUGGGGCUGUCAAUUUUGGAUUUGUUAUGUGCCUGUGUCAUUUGCAGAGAAAACUGUUCCAAGAUACAGGAACUUUGUGUUUGAUUUUUUUUUUUUGGAACAGUGGGACCAAACCGAUUUUGUUGCUCCAGAUGCUGUGAACUUUUUCAGUAUAUUUGGCGUUGCAACUCCUGUGCAAAUUGAAACUAUAUAUGCAAUCAAGAAAUGCGAGCUGCCUGUGUUUUGGUACCGUCA
Messenger RNA from Triticum dicoccoides, 1359 nucleotides. RefSeq names its product UBP1-associated proteins 1C-like. The coding region runs from base 121 to 1050 and encodes 309 amino acids. Gene Ontology annotation, cellular component: nucleolus. The record is from RefSeq and is a predicted model, not a curated record. The transcript is spliced from 6 exons. Gene Ontology annotation, molecular function: DNA binding; zinc ion binding. Gene Ontology annotation, biological process: rRNA processing; negative regulation of transcription by RNA polymerase II. Lineage: Eukaryota; Viridiplantae; Streptophyta; Magnoliopsida; Poales; Poaceae.